GUUCCGGGAUUCCUCACCCACUCUCGGCCGGCGGGACCUGUUCCCCUUGGCGACAUGUUGCGAGGAUGGCGAGCGUGUCGUUUAUGGAGGCUGUGGUCCUCCGUUGAGGUGGUGCCUUACCGCGGCCGGCACGGACUGCACCCCGAAUGGGUCGCUUUGGCCGAGAAGCAGCUGAAGGGCAAAAAAGCUGAAGAUCUGAUAUGGAAAACGCCGGAGGGAAUCGCCAUCAAGCCCGUUUAUACCAGUCGGGACACGGCGGAUCUGCCCGAGGAGCUGCCGGGCAAGUGGCCUUACACCCGGGGUCCCUACCCCACCAUGUACACCUAUAGGCCGUGGACCAUCCGGCAGUAUGCCGGCUUCAGUACGGUCGAGGAGAGUAAUCGCUUUUACCGGGAUAACAUCAAAGGUCAGCUUGGCCCUCCCCGCGGGGGUGAUCACGGCACCGGGAAUGGGCGAUGCGAGAUUUGCGGGGUUACUAGGUCACUGUGUGGGGGUUACUGGCCCAUUAGGCAGGGGCUGUUUGGGGUAUACCGGGUCACCGGGCAGGGGCUGUGCGGGGGUUACUGGCCCAUUUGGCAGGGACUAUGCGGGGGUUACUGGCCCAUUAGGCAGGGGCUGUGCGGGGGUUACCGGGUCACCGGGCAAGGGCGGGGGUUCAGAUUGAAUGGUGCGGUGCUGCCAGUCCUGGCUAUGUUCAUUGUGACGGGGCAAGAGCAAGGAGUUUCUGAAGAGAAGCUAACAGGCACCAUUCAGAAUGACAUAUUGAAAGAAUUCAUGGUCAGGAACACUUUUAUUUUCCCACCUGAACCCUCCAUGAAGAUUAUAGCUGAUAUAUUCCAGUAUACGGCUAAACAUAUGCCUCGAUUUAAUUCCAUUUCUAUCAGUGGAUACCAUCUCCAAGAAGCCGGUGCUGAUGCUGUUUUGGAAUUGGCUUAUACCAUAGCAAAUGGUUUAGAGUACUGCAGGACUGGUAUUCAAGUUGGACUUAACAUUGAUGAAUUUGCACCACGACUUUCUUUCUUUUGGGGAAUCGGUAUGAAUUUUUACAUGGAAAUAGCAAAGAUGAGAGCAGCUAGACGACUGUGGGCUCACUUAAUGACACAAAAAUUUAAUGCUAAAAAUUCAAAAUCUCUGCUGUUGCGAGCUCAUUGCCAAACCUCUGGUUGGUCCCUCACUGAGCAGGAUCCACAUAACAAUAUUGUUCGCACAGUGAUUGAGGCAAUGGCAGCUGUGUUUGGAGGAACUCAGUCAUUGCAUACUAAUUCCUUUGACGAGGCAUUAAGUCUACCUACAGUACAAAGCGCCCGGAUUGCCAGGAACACUCAGAUCAUCAUACAGGAGGAGUCUGGCAUCCCAAAAGUGGCAGAUCCUUGGGCUGGUUCUUUUAUGAUGGAAUCACUAACUAAUAACGUGUAUAGUGCUGCCUUAGAGUUUAUUAAUGAGAUUGAAGAAAUGGGUGGUAUGGCUAAAGCAGUAGUAGAUGGUAUUCCAAAACUUCGUAUUGAAGAGUGUGCGGCCAGAAACCAAGCAAUGAUUGACUCUGGUACGAAGGUAAUUGUAGGAGUAAACAAGUAUCGUCUGGAGAAAGAGGAAACUGUUGAUGUGUUAGUUAUUGAUAAUACUGCUGUGCGAAAUCAACAGAUUGCAAAACUAAAAAAGUUAAAAGCAUCCAGAAAUGAAGCAACAGUAGCACAAUGUCUUGAUGCCAUCACUGAAUGUGCACGCUCAGGAGAGAAAAACUUGCUGGCUCUUGCAGUGGACGCUGCUCGUGCAAGGUGCACAGUUGGAGAAAUUACAGAUGCAAUGAAAAAAGUAUUUGGUGAACAUCGAGCAAGUGAUCGCAUGGUGACUGGUGCAUAUCGACAAGAAUUUGGUGAUAGUGAAGAAAUGUCAAUGGCAAUAAAUCGCAUUGAAAAAUUUGCAAAGAAUGAAGGUCGUCGUCCUCGUCUGCUUGUUGCUAAAAUGGGUCAAGAUGGGCACGACCGAGGAGCAAAGGUUAUCGCAACAGGAUUUGCUGAUCUUGGCUUUGAUGUGGAUAUGGGUCCACUGUUUCAGACUCCUCGAGAAGUGGCUCAACAAGCAGUAGAUGCGGAUGUUCACUGCGUGGGUGUCAGUUCGUUGGCUGCUGGGCACAAAACUCUUGUGCCAGAACUGAUUAAAGAACUCUGUGAUCUUCGGCGCCCUGAUAUUUUGGUCAUUUGUGGUGGUGUGAUUCCUCCACAGGAUUAUGACAUCUUAUACAAGUCAGGUGUUUGCAGCAUCUUUGGCCCAGGUACCAGAAUUCCAGUUGCAGCACUACAGGUGCUUGCUGACAUUGAAAGAAAUUUAGUCAAGAGGCAGCAAUCAAUGUGAAUGUCACCUUGGAAAUGAACAAAUAUGUUUUACUUUAGAGAUAUGCUAUGAAAAAUCUUUGUGUCAAUCAAAAACAAUUUGUAAUACAUUUGUCUUCUGUACUUUCUGGGAAAGUUUGUAGAAUAUCAAUAUCUUGUAACCAAAUAUCUCAAUUCACUUACUGGGGAAAUCUAUAAUCAUAUAUUCAAGCUUUUACAAAGUUAAUAACAGUGUAAAUGCCAGACUCUCAACUAAAUAUCUGUUUAAUGCCUAAUGUUGAUAUGAUUUUGGAAUUCAGUUGCAUUUGCAUGAUUAAUAAGUGAAUGGUUUGUUUUAUGACCUGUAGAAAAAAAUAAAAUUAUUUUUGUGCAAUUUU
This is a messenger RNA of Chiloscyllium plagiosum (whitespotted bambooshark), 2707 nucleotides long. NCBI's taxonomy places the organism in Eukaryota, Metazoa, Chordata, Chondrichthyes, Orectolobiformes, Hemiscylliidae. The record is from RefSeq and is a predicted model, not a curated record.